AUGAAUGAAAAAUUUGGUACAAAGCUAUUGAACGGUGGUGAGUUUUACGGAUCUGACAAUGCCAACUUGAAGCUCCUUCAAAAGUUUUUGGAAUCCAACUCUUCCGAAGAUAAUGAAAAGUUGAUUAUUUCGAUCAAGGGCUGCCUUAAUGAGAAAUUUGUCCCUGAUGGAAGCAAAGAAGGCGUUGCCAGAUCGAUCGAUAACAUAUUGUCAUUUUUCCCAAGCCCGGGUGCCAAAGGUCGACCCAAGAUUUUGUUUGAACCAGCACGGGUGGAUAUAACUCACCCCUACGAUAAAACCAUUAGUUACAUUGCUGAAUACGUCAAAGCGGGGAAAAUUGACGGUGUGUCACUUUCUGAAGUUGGUAUUGGCUCAAUCCAGAAAGCAUUGUCGGUCUGCGCCAUUCUGUUUGUCGAACUUGAAUUGUCACUUACAUGUCAAGACAUUCUUCACAACGGCAUUAUUGAAGAGCUCACUAAGAACAACGUGUCUGUGAUUGCUUACUCUCCCUUAGGUCGUGGUUACUUGACUGAUUACACUGUCGAACACAAGGAUACAUUCUUGAAUGAAAUGAAAGACGGAGACAUUCGACGGAUGUGUGGCAAAUUCGCUCCCGAAAACUACAAACACAAUAUUGUUCUUGUGGAAAAACUAUACAAUUAUGCCCACUCUAAAAAGAAUUGCUCUUUGGAGACACUUGCGUUGUCGUGGAUUUUGUCAUUGUCGGAAAACCCAAACUAUAAAGGUCGUAAGAUCACGAAGAUCUUACCAAUUCCCGGUGGCUCUACUCCUCAGAGAAUUGAGAAUAACUUGUCAGCACUCGUCACCUUGAGCUCCGAUGACUUGAAUGAGAUUGACAGAAUUUGCAAUGAAAUUCCAGUCAAGGGGUUGCGUUACAACGAAGCUGCUGAAGCAUAUUUAUUUGCAUAA
Molecule: messenger RNA, 930 nt
Organism: Diutina rugosa
Lineage: Eukaryota; Fungi; Ascomycota; Pichiomycetes; Serinales; Debaryomycetaceae
Product: pyridoxine 4-dehydrogenase
Exons: 1
Coding region: 1-930 (309 amino acids)
Cellular component (GO): cytoplasm
Source: RefSeq, a predicted model, not a curated record